AUCAACACAGAGAGAGUCAGUGCGACAAGAACCGGCGCCAAAGUAGCAGCUAAAAUUGUGAACGAGUGAAAUCUGACAGUGGGGGCUCAGAGGUCACCUUGGGGAUCAAGAAUUCAGGCAGAAAAACCUGCAUCCAAGGCGUUUUUUCAGCAGGAAAACCCCGGAAAGGCAUCCAAAUUACCUGUUUUUUUUCCGACUUCCUCGAUUUUUUAUCGGUUUUAUUAACCUCCGGACAUCUGUUCUCCAUAAAUCGCUGAGGAUAGUGUCUCAAUUGUGGGCCAAAAUGGGGCGUCAAGACGUUCUAAGCCUGGCCAUUUCGCAUGGAGAGAAUAAACAGGAUACCCUGUUUAGGCUCAAAAGAGGCGCCAUCCUGCACAUUGUUCCUGGAUCAAAUCUCCUGGGAAGACACAUUGCUCUCUACUGCAACUAUCCUCAAAAGGAUUCACUGAGCUUUGAUAGAAAGAAUUAUGCAGCCUUAGUUUGGCAUUCAAGUUCCGGCCAGAAGCUGACUGAUGCGACUCAUCCAUAUGUAGAAGUUAAUGAUUUAGAUAUCUACUGCGAAAUUACAGCUAAUCGAUCAGGAGCCUUUCACUUCUACUUCACUUUCAGAGAAAGUCCAGACGUAAAAGAAAAUUCUUUGUAUGUUCAAGUGGAGCCAAAAAUCCAUGUUGGAAAAAAGGGUUCUGAGCGAGAGAUCCCUCUGGACUCCAUCCGAUGUCAAACUGUGAUGGCUAAGUGUCUGGGACACUUGGAGACAUGGGAGAGUAAACUCAGAGUUACUUACGAGAGUGGUUACAAUCUCCUUCACUUCACUCCUAUCCAGAAGCUAGGAAAUUCACGCUCAGGAUACUCUCUGUCUGAUCAACUGACCGUGAACCCAGACUUUGGGCCUGGGGCUAAUUUUGAUAAGGUCGCUAAGGUUGUGAAGAAGUGUCGAGAAGAAUGGGGAAUGGCUUCGAUUUGUGAUAUCGUCCUCAAUCAUACAGCCAAUGAAUCUUCUUGGCUUAAGGUUCAUCCUGAGACUACUUAUUCUUGUAUGACCUGUCCUCAUCUUAGACCAGCCUUUCUCUUGGAUGCGGUCCUUGCGAUAGCGUCUGCUGACACAGCAGCUGGUCUGCUGGAAACUUUUGGUGUUCCGACUGAAAUUGACAGGGAAGAUCAUAUCAAUGCUCUUCGUCAUCAACUUCACUCGAACUAUCUGCCCAAGGCUCGAAUUCAUGAACUCUACCAAUGCAACAUUGAAGAGUAUGUGAAGAAGUUCAGCGAAGAGAUGCGUAAAAGACCACCUCCGAAAGCCACUAUAUCAGACGUUAAGCCUAAGGAAACGAUAGUUUUGAAACAGGAUCUAGCUUACAAACGCUUAGCUUGCACUAUUGAUUUCGAGACUGCAUUUGAGCUCUUCAAUGUUUUCAGGAAUGACUGUUUUGACGAAGACACUAGGCUAAGGAAGUGCGCAGAAGAUUUCAGACGUCAUUUAGAAGAACUGAAUGAAAUCGUUCGUCGAGAGAUAGCUGAACAUUUACGUUCUGCCGUUGAGAAUUGCCUCUCCGGUCUACGAUACGAGAGAAUUCAGGACGAUGGACCUAUGAUCCGGGAGGUCAGCGACAAACAUCCCCUGUUUUGCCGAUACUUCACAGACGGAGGAGUCAAAUGCAAGACGAUUGAAGAUAUCGAAGCACUGAUGUAUGGUGAUUCGGCAAAGUUUCUAAUGGCUCACAACGGAUGGGUUAUGAAUGGCGAUCCCCUGCAGGACUUCGCUAGACCCCAGCCAACCACUGCGAAUGUGUACAUUCGGAGGGAGUUGAUAGCUUGGGGUGAUAGCGUUAAGCUCAAGUACGGGGAUAAGCCUGAAGACUGUCCGUAUCUCUGGGAUCACAUGAAGAAAUAUGUAGAAGUGACAGCAAAGGUCUUUGAUGGCGUUCGUCUGGAUAAUUGUCAUUCGACACCUCUGCAUGUUGCAGAGUACCUCUUGGACGCAGCCCGAAAGAUCAAUCCGGAACUCUACGUUGUUGCCGAACUCUUCACAAAUUCAGAUAACACAGACAAUAUCUUCGUUAAUCGCUUAGGCAUCACUUCAUUGAUCCGAGAGGCUCUGUCAGCAUGGGACUCUCACGAAGAAGGGAGGCUUGUUUACCGUUUCGGAGGAGCUCCUGUUGGGGCUUUCUUCAGUUCGCCAAAGAGACUCCUGGCACCCUGCAUUGCUCAUGCUCUUUUCCUAGACCUUACCCAUGACAAUCCUUCUCCUAUUCAAAAGCGUUCGGUAUUCGACUUGCUUCCUUCUGCAGCUUUGGUUUCCAUGGCUUGCUGUGCUACUGGAAGUACCAGAGGUUACGAUGAACUCGUUCCACAUCAUAUUCACGUAGUUGACGAAGAGCGAGAGUAUCAGGAAUGGGGUAAGGCUGUUGAUGCAGAAACUGGAAUUGUUGCUGCGAAGAAAGCUCUGAAUCUUCUACACGGAGAGCUUGCAGAGAAAGGAUUCAGUGAAGUCUUUGUUGAUCAAAUGGACUACAACAUUGUCGCUGUGACACGAAGCUGCCCAGCAACCAGAGAGAGUGUGAUCUUGGUAGCUCACACGAGUUUUAGUUACCCAGACCCAUACAGCGGUCCCACGAACGUUAGACCGCUGAGGUUCGAGGGACACUUGGAGGAGAUCAUAUUGGAAGCAGGACUAGCUCAUCAGUCUUCAAAGCCCUAUGAUCGUCCCUAUCUUUAUGAAAAAGACAAGAAGUACAUCAACGGGCUAACGGAGUAUCGACUCAAGAUCAUGGAGCAUAUACCUCUGUCAAAGUCUUCAAUCUUCAGCCAAAAUAUGGUAAAAGAUGGCAAUAUCACCCAACUUGACUUUAAAAAUCUAACGCCAGGAUCAGUUGUUGCUGUUCGAGUGUCUCUUCAUGAGCACACUCGUCCUCAUUUUGCCAAAGUCCAGAGUCUUGUUGACACGUUCCAUUUGGAAAAGGGUGAGAUCUACAGUGAGCUGCAGAAGAUCGUAUCCAGCUUGAAUCUUAUUGAUCUCAAUCGGGCUCUGUACCGUUGCGAUGAAGAAGAGAAGGACAUGGGCUGUGGAUCAGGGAGCUACGACAUUCCUGGCUUUGGACGAAUGGUUUACUGUGGUACUCAAGGUUUUGCAUCGCUCCUGAGUCAGAUUGCUCCCAACAAUGACCUGGGACAUCCAUUUUGUGACAAUCUACGGCGUGGGGACUGGAUGAUGGACUACAUCCGGGAUAGGCUUUCUCGAUGGAAAGGAACUGAGUCUCUGUCUAAAUGGUGGGAUAAGAAUACAGAGUCCCUAAGGGAAAUGCCUCGAUAUCUUGUACCAAGUUACUUUGAUGUUGUUCUCACUGGAAUGCAUACCCUUCUUAGAUCCCAGAGUGUUACUUUGAUGUCAGAUUUCGUCCGUAAAGGCAGUUCUUUCGUCCAAGCUCUGGCUAUGGGUUCAGUUCAAUGUGUUGCUGAAUGUCCAUCGGCAAAUCUUCCAGCACUGAGUCCGGCAACAAAAGCCCCUAAACCACCCAGUCAGUGCGCUACAAUGUCCGCUGGUCUACCCCACUUCUCAACAGGAUACAUGAGAUGCUGGGGCAGGGACACUUUCAUCUCCCUCCGAGGUCUUUUGAUCCUUACUGGAAGAUACGAUGAGGCGCGUUUUAUGAUUUUAGGAUUCGGAUCUUGCUUGAGACAUGGACUGAUUCCCAAUCUUCUGGACGGCGGGUACAAAGCAAGAUUCAACUGCCGAGAUGCUGUUUGGUGGUGGCUCUUCUCCAUCAAAUACUACGUGGAAGAAGUUCCCAAUGGGGUAGAGAUUUUGACAGAGAAGGUUUCUAGAAUAUUCCCAACAGAUGACAGUGAAGCACGGAAGGCCGGAGAAUGUGAUCAGUUCCUCCAUGAUGUGAUCCAGGAAGCACUCACCAUUCACUUCCAGGGAUUGGUUUAUCGGGAAAGGAAUGCUGGUCCCGCUAUCGAUGCGCAUAUGACAGAGAAAGGAUUCAACAACCAAAUAGGAAUCCAUCCGGAUACAGGAUUUGUUUUUGGAGGCAAUGACGCCAAUUGCGGAACGUGGAUGGAUAAAAUGGGAUCGUCGGAAAAGGCGAGGAACAGGGGAGUUCCAAGUACUCCUCGGGAUGGGUCAGCUGUUGAACUGGUUGGUCUUCAAAUGGCGGCACUGAGGUUCCUGCAGAAGGUCAGUGCUGAUGGAAAGUUCCCCCAUAAAGCUGUAGAAAGGACAUCCAAGAAUGGAACAAAAACAUCCUGGACUUACAAAGAAUGGGCCGAUAAGAUAAAGAGUUCUUUUGAGAAGAAUUUCUUCGUGGGACAAGGGGAUAUUCCUCUGGCUAACAAGAGAGGGAUUUACAAGGAUUCAUGUGGAGCAACUCAAGCUUGGCAGGACUUCCAACUCCGUCCAAACUUUCCGAUCGCUAUGGUUGCUGCCCCUGAACUGUUUGAUCCUAAGCACGCUUGGGAAGCCCUAGAACAGGCAAGGAAGUAUCUCCUUGGUCCUUUGGGGAUGAAAACCUUGGAUCCAGAAGAUUGGGGCUAUCGUGGAGACUACAACAAUGCCAAUGAUUCCGAAGAUCCAAGAGUAGCUCAUGGAGCCAAUUACCAUCAAGGACCUGAAUGGCUCUGGCCUAUUGGAUUCUACCUGAGAGCUCGUUUGAUCUUUGCUCCCUUGAAUAACUGCCUGAAGGAAACUGUGGCUGAAACUUGGGCAAUCCUGACAGCUCAUUUGAAGGAACUUAGAAGUUCUCCUUGGCGAGGCCUACCCGAACUGACCAAUUCCAAUGGUAGUUACUGUGGAGAUUCCUGCCGAACUCAAGCCUGGAGCAUGGCAACUGUCCUGGAAGUCCUGUAUGACCUCGAACGUGUCAAAUGUAGUGCAUAGUGUAUCUGUUUUUGAAUAUUUAAAACAUUUUUAUCAGCUUUCAAA
Messenger RNA from Phlebotomus papatasi, 4918 nucleotides. RefSeq names its product glycogen debranching enzyme. The transcript is spliced from 10 exons. The record is from RefSeq and is a predicted model, not a curated record. Gene Ontology annotation, biological process: glycogen catabolic process; glycogen biosynthetic process. Gene Ontology annotation, molecular function: amylo-alpha-1,6-glucosidase activity; 4-alpha-glucanotransferase activity. NCBI's taxonomy places the organism in Eukaryota, Metazoa, Arthropoda, Insecta, Diptera, Psychodidae. The coding region runs from base 284 to 4873 and encodes 1529 amino acids.